Molecule: messenger RNA, 216 nt
Organism: Protopolystoma xenopodis
Lineage: Eukaryota; Metazoa; Platyhelminthes; Monogenea; Polystomatidea; Polystomatidae
Source: the annotation of a GenBank genome assembly
GUUGAUCUCGACCUGGAAGCGCUCUCGCCCGAGCAGCGUAAAGUACUGGCUAAGGCGGCUCUUCCUUACAUUGGUCGUUCCCCACGGUUGGCAGGCGUUUCUAAUGAUUUUCUCCGCCUUCUUGAGGCUGAUCAGACGGUCGAAGUAGAGAUUCGGCUUGCUAAGGCGCUGGAGGAUGAAAAAGCUCAACUCUCAGUAGCUACCUCUAAGCCAUAA